Dendroctonus ponderosae (mountain pine beetle) is the source of this 1934-nucleotide messenger RNA. RefSeq names its product laminin subunit gamma-1-like. NCBI's taxonomy places the organism in Eukaryota, Metazoa, Arthropoda, Insecta, Coleoptera, Curculionidae. The record is from RefSeq and is a predicted model, not a curated record.
UAAGCUUGAAAAGUUUAGAAUUGUAUUGCAAUUUUGAUUGCCUGCUUCUUCAGCAUCUUCGACCGAUGCUUGCCCACGUUCUAUGAACGCGUAAAAUAUUUGAUUUUCAGUUGCUGUCUAGACAAAAGCGGCAUUUGAACCGCAGAAAAAUGCAUCGGUCAGCGUUGGUGGCUCAACUGUGUGCUCUAUUCGUGCUAUUCGAAAAAUGCAUGGGUCAACUGCUGCAAGAAAUCGACCAGUCGCCAGCAAUCGGAAUUAAAGGGACUCGAUGUUAUGACCAAUUCAACCGGCCACAGAGGUGCAUUCCCGAGUUCAUCAAUGCCGCCUUCAACAUGGAAAUGGAAGCGACCAAUACAUGCGGAAUCGAUGGAGAGCAGGAAUAUUGCGUCCAAACCGGAAUAUCCGGGGUGCGGAAGUCCUGCUCGGUGUGUUUCCCCGGACAGUACCACGCCCGCUUCCUCACCGACAUCCACAACGUGGACAACCCGACCUGGUGGCAGUCCCAAACGAUGCUCGAAGGCAUCCAGUACUUCAGCCAAGUGAACUUAACGUUGCGAUUCGGCAAGGCGUUCGAUAUCACCUACAUCCGGCUUUGGUUCAUGUCGCCCAGGCCGGAAAGUUUCUCCAUUUUGAAGAAAACGACCGCGGAUGGCCCUUGGGUGCCCUUCCAAUACUACAGCGCGACGUGCCGAGACACUUACGGCCUGCCCGACCACAUUUACACGUCAAAAGGGGAAGAAACCAGAGCUUUGUGCACCUCAGAGUAUUCGGACAUUUCGCCCCUAAGGGGCGGAAAUGUCGCCUUUGGCACCCUGGAAGGACGGCCAUCGGCUUACAGCUUCGACACUAGUCCAGAGCUUCAGAAUGCAACUGCAACGGUUAUUCAAGUCGAUGCGUGUUCGAUGCGAAGUUAUACGAACAAACAGGCCAUGGAGGCUACUGUUUGGACUGUGCGGCGAACAGGGAUGGACCAAAUUGCGAAAGAUGCCGCCCCAACUACUACAUGAGAGAGGAUGGUUAUUGCGUGCCAUGCAAAUGUGAUCAGACCGGUUCAGUUUAUCAGCAAUGCAACUCGGAGGGAAAAUGCCGAUGUCAACCGGGCGUAACAGGCGAUAAAUGCGACAAGUGCGGAGAAAACUACUACGACUUCUCGAAGUCGGGCUGCAAAAGCUGCGAAUGCUCCCAAGAAGGGUCCGCCUUCAACAGCCCGAAUUGCCAUCCGGAGAGUGGCGUUUGCGUCUGCAAAGACAACGUCGAAGGCAAACAGUGCAUGGAGUGCAAACCGGGAUUUUUCAAUCUGGAUCUGGACAACGAGUUCGGAUGCACGCCGUGCUUCUGCUAUGGCCAUUCAUCGCAGUGCCGUUCCGCUAUGGGAUACUCGAAGUAUGCGUUGGAGUCCAGCUUCUCCAAGGGCCAGGAAAAAUGGCGCGCAGAGGAUCAGUUCUUCAGGAUUGUGCCGAUCAAGUAUGAAGCCAUCAGCCAGAGUAUUGGAGUCCAAUCGCAAGACGACGAAUGCGUGUACUUUGUGGCUCCUGAUCGGUUCCUAGGCGAUCAGAGAUCCUCCUACAACCAGCUCCUCGAGUUUUCGCUCAGAAUAGGCGACAACCGAGCCAUGCCAGCCGCCACCGACAUCAUUCUGGAGAGCAAUGGAAACCGCAUUACCAACACCAUCUUCGCCCAGGAUAACGGAUCGCCCACCAUCCAGUCGCGCAUCUUCAAGUUCAGGCUGCACGAACAUCCAGACUUUCAGUGGCAGCCGCGGCUGAACUCCCGGGACUUCAUUUCGAUUCUCACCAAUUUAACAGCCAUCAAGAUCAGGGGCACGUACUGUCCGAAAGGAGUGGGAUUUCUGGACGAUGUUAAGCUGGAAACUGCAGCUAGAGGCGCUGCAGGCUCACCAGCGCUCUGGCUGGAGUUCUGCGAAUGUCCUCAAG